Bipolaris zeicola 26-R-13 is the source of this 660-nucleotide messenger RNA. RefSeq lists its product as uncharacterized. The record is from RefSeq and is a predicted model, not a curated record. Gene Ontology annotation, cellular component: cytosol; nucleus. Lineage: Eukaryota; Fungi; Ascomycota; Dothideomycetes; Pleosporales; Pleosporaceae. The transcript is spliced from 4 exons. Gene Ontology annotation, biological process: nucleoside phosphate metabolic process; ribose phosphate metabolic process. Bases 1 to 660 code for a protein of 219 amino acids. Gene Ontology annotation, molecular function: ADP-ribose diphosphatase activity.
AUGGCUUCAGUCAACAGUGCACCGAGGAAGCCGAAGAUCGUUAAGAUUGAGCCGCUGGAAAACAAGGACGCAAAGUGGGCUACAUUCAUCAAGACUACCUACACUGAUCCCGAAGGCGUCGAGCGCACUUGGGAGUCUGGCGAGCGCCUUACGCGACCCAAGGGUAUGGAUAUUGACGGCGUCGGUGUUGCAGCCAUUCUUCAAGAUCCUGCAAAGCCAAACGACGAACCGCGCAUCGUCCUCCAAAAGCAAUGGCGUCCGCCAGUCAAUGCCACUGUCAUCGAAGUUCCAGCCGGUCUCAUGGAUCCUGGUGAGAGUGCUGAAAUGUGUGCGCUUCGCGAGCUCAAAGAAGAGACGGGCUAUGUUGGUGAACUAAUCGAAGACCAAACCUUUCGAAUCAGCCCUAUCAUGUUCAAUGAUCCGGGUUUUUGCAAUACCAACUUGAGAAUGAUCCACGUUACUGUCGAUUUGUCUCUUCCAGAGAAUCGCAAUCCGCAGCCAAGCCUCGAGGAUAACGAAUUCAUUGAAACAUUCUCGGUUCCACUGAAAAGCCUAUGGGAUGAGUGCAUUGCUCUCGAGAAAGAAGGGUAUGCCAUCGAUGCAAGAGUGGGCACUUUGGCGGAAGGAAUAGAGUUUGCGAAGCGAUGGAAGUUCGCAUAG